AUGGCAAAGAUCUUGUGUGAGAAAGAACAGGAGUCAGCAGCACAGAUGAAAAAUGGAAAAGAAUCCAAAUGCCAAGAAGAUGAAGAUGCUGAGCUUAUCUUUGCUGGGGUAGAACAUGAAAGUGUAGAUGCUGACAUUCUGUUUGUCAAGGUGAUUUCAAAUGCAAAAGUCAUCAAUUCAAAGAUUUUGAACAGAAUUACCCCAGGCUCAUGUUCAAGAAGAAAGAAAAACCACAUGAGUCAAGAGACUGCUCAUGCAUUAAAAUCUGCAAAUCCUAUGACUCCAACAUCAAAAGCAGUUGUCCAAUUGUCAGUCUCUGACCCUGAAUUAAGAUCAACAGAUACUUCUGUCAUCAUGGAGCAUUCAUCUCAACCUGGUUGUAAGAGGAGACUACUACAAGUCAUGCCCCAUAAUUCCUCAGAUUUGCCCUCACUGUGGACUUGGCAUGUAGUUGGAACUGCUCUUUAUGUAGGAGACAAGGAUGAAAGUCCUCACAAUUCAAAGCAAAUUUCCCCUUCUGAUGUGAACAGUGGAAACCCCAAAAGGCCUAAAGUCAGUGAUGGAAUCCCAUGGGAGCAUUCUUCAGAUACUCUUUCAGGUGUCUUUCCUGCAGUGAAUGCUGGCACACCCUCAAAAGGUGUUCCUACUUCCUUGAACCAUGAUCAGAAUGGAAUGUUGGUUCCAUGGCCAUGUGCAAAUGACAAGACACAGUUGGAUCUUAUGAUUCCGCACAUAGGAAAUAGCUUUGAAGGACUGGCAAAAACAGGCUUGAAAAGCCUAACCAGCCAGAACAAGACUGUGGAUUCCAGGAAAGGAAAUAUGAUCAUGCUACUUCAUGACUUUUACUAUGGACAGCAUAAAGGAGAUGGGCAGCUGGAACAGAAGACUCACACAAACUUUAAAUGCCUCAGCUGCUUGAAAGUUCUAAAAAAUGUUAAGUUUAUGAAGCACAUGAAGCACCAUUUGGAACUUGAGAAGCAGAGGGGUGACAGCUGGGAGAGCCACACCACCUGCCAGCACUGCCACCGGCAGUUUCCCACUCCCUUCCAGCUUCAGUGUCACAUUGAAAGUGUGCACAUCCCCCAGGAACCCUCCUCUGUUUGUAAAAUCUGUGAAUUGUCAUUUGAAACAGAUCAGAUUCUCUUACAACACAUGAAGGACAAUCAUAAAGUUGGUGAAAUGCCUUAUGUUUGCAAGGUUUGCAAUUACAGGUCAUCAUGCUUUGCUGAUGUGGAAAUGCAUUUUAGAGUCUGCCAUGAAAACACUAAGAAUUUGCUGUGUCCAUUUUGUCUGAAAAUUUUCAGAACAGCAACAUCAUAUGUGAAUCAUUUUUGGCAGCAUUGGAAUAAGACAGUCUUUCCAUGUACCCAGUGCUGGCUACAGUUUUUGACUCUGAAGGAGAAAAUGGAGCACAGAACCAAGGAUCAUCAAACAUUUAAAAAGCCAGAGCAACUGGAAGGGUUGCCACCUGAAACAGAGGUUAUUAUUCAAAUUUCAGUUCAGCCAGGAUCAAGAGACACAGCAUCCAUUAUUGUCAGCAUCAGUCAUAUAACUGACCCUAGGUUGUCACCUGCUAGAACCUAACAGAGAAUGGCCAUAGGGACUCGGGUCUUCGCCCUCUCCGGUUCCUGA
Molecule: messenger RNA, 1632 nt
Organism: Choloepus didactylus (southern two-toed sloth)
Lineage: Eukaryota; Metazoa; Chordata; Mammalia; Pilosa; Megalonychidae
Product: zinc finger protein 280A-like
Biological process (GO): regulation of DNA-templated transcription
Molecular function (GO): DNA-binding transcription factor activity, RNA polymerase II-specific; RNA polymerase II cis-regulatory region sequence-specific DNA binding
Source: RefSeq, a predicted model, not a curated record